Messenger RNA from Cuscuta campestris, 1379 nucleotides. Lineage: Eukaryota; Viridiplantae; Streptophyta; Magnoliopsida; Solanales; Convolvulaceae. The record is from the annotation of a GenBank genome assembly.
CUAACCUCUCACGCUAUUUCUAAAAAUGUCCUAAGAAAAUUGAACAAAUAAUUGGUGAGCAUGAAGUGAGGAAAAAAUUUCCAUCAUCUCGGAUGGAGCCAAAAUUUCACCAUUUUUGGCUUUGGGAUAUGAUGGAAUAAAUCAAAAUGGAUCUCUAAACUGUCUGUGCUUCUUUAAUUAAUGAAGUAGCAGUUAGUUAAGCAAUGCAACUUUCGACGUUGAGCCGGGGGUCUCUUUGGAAACAGCCUCUCUACUUUCGAGUAGGGGCAAGUGAGGAAAAAGUUGCAUGCACAUCCCACCCCCACUCUGGCACACUGCCCCCCCUCUGCUUGGUUAUCACCGCCUCCGCUCGCUAAAUUCUCGAGACCUCAACAAUCUUUUACGGAGUAGAUCUCACGCGAAUAUUUGUCUUUCAGCUUUCUUCUGAGUCCAACCAUGGUUGCGCAGGAAUUCACCGUGGAUCUGAAUAAACCCCUUGUCUUUCAGGUUGGCCAUCUUGGAGAAGCUUAUGAGGAGUGGGUUCAUAAGCCUAUUGCUAGCAGAGAAGGCCCUCGUUUCUUUGAAAGUGACUUUUGGGAGUUUCUCACCCGCACUGUGUGGUGGGUAAUUCCUGUCGUAUGGCUACCUGUUGUAUGCUGGUUCGUUUCAAUGUCUCUUCGGAUGGGUCACAGUGUUCCUCAUGUGGCACAAAUGGUAGCAUUGGGUAUUUUCAUUUGGACACUGAUAGAAUACAUUCUUCACCGUUUCCUUUUCCAUAUUAAGACAAAGAGCUAUUGGGCAAAUACCUUCCAUUAUCUUAUUCAUGGUUGUCAUCACAAGCACCCCAUGGAUGGGCUGCGCCUUGUUUUCCCUCCUGCUGCUGCAGCUGUUCUCUGUGUUCCCUUCUGGAACAUGGUGAAGUUCUUUUCUACACCCUCUACUACUCCAGCUUUGUUCGGAGGAGGAUUAUUGGGUUACGUCAUGUAUGAUGUGACACAUUACUACUUGCACCAUGGACAGCCAAUAAGUAAUUUGCCACGAAGUCUGAAGAAAUACCACUUGAAUCACCAUUUUCGUAUCCAGGACAAAGGUUUCGGCAUCACCUCGUCAUUAUGGGACAGAGUGUUCGGAACAUUACCUCCAUCAAAAUCAGAUGUGAAGAGUAGAUGAUUGGAUUAAGAAAACAUUUGUCCAAUGAGUGGUCAUUAUUAGACAGGCUGUUGUAAGCCUUAGAAAUUCUUUUCACCGCGUGCAUUCUUUCCCUUCAUCAACCUUGGCAGUGUUAGUGUAUGAAAAUGCUUUGGAUACUACUGUAUAUGCAUCAUUCUCAUCUUUGUUUAUCAUUGUUUUGAAAUGAUCAUAUCAUUAUUAUGUUCAUGUUAUAAAUUUUUGGCCAAUUG